Messenger RNA from Caenorhabditis remanei, 1758 nucleotides. RefSeq lists its product as uncharacterized. NCBI's taxonomy places the organism in Eukaryota, Metazoa, Nematoda, Chromadorea, Rhabditida, Rhabditidae. Gene Ontology annotation, biological process: regulation of transcription by RNA polymerase II; cell differentiation; anatomical structure development. Gene Ontology annotation, molecular function: zinc ion binding; nuclear receptor activity; RNA polymerase II cis-regulatory region sequence-specific DNA binding. The transcript is spliced from 10 exons. The coding region runs from base 1 to 1758 and encodes 585 amino acids. The record is from RefSeq and is a predicted model, not a curated record.
AUGAGUGAGAAAUUACCACCAGGAACACUCUGUGCAGUAUGUGACGAUGUUGCAACCGGCAAACAUUACAGUGUUGCUUCAUGCAACGGAUGCAAGACGUUUUUUCGACGAGCACUUGUGAACAAUCGAGAGUUCGUCUGUCAAGGAAACAAGGACUGUCCUGUAAACAAAGGUGUUCGAUGUGCAUGUCGUUAUUGUCGUCUUCAAAAAUGUUUAGCCGUUGGAAUGGAUAAAAAUUCUAUUCAAAAUGAUCGUGAUAGGAUAGGAUACACAAAACGAAAAAGGAAGCAUGACGAUAAUGAGCCAGAAUCAAGUAAUCACCAUCAUCACACUGAACAUGUUCGUGACGGAUCUUCAGGAAGCCCCCAAAUGAAUGAUGAUAGUCCCGAAAAUUGUGAUAUGAAAGAUAUAAAAAUUGACUUGAACUGCCUGGAUCCAAUAGCAGAAAGAUUGACUACACUUGAGAACAACUUCACUCUUCUAUUGAGUAGAUGUGCUGAUCUUCAUUCGUAUGCUACACUGGAAGAUGCUCUGAAUGCUCCCAGUAGAUUCAUGCAACCAAUUGCUUGUGAAUGGUCUGAUCAUGUUGUUCUGACAUCUCGCGACGAUAAGAUGCCAUUUUGGAGACAACGACUAAUAGCUCUAUACAUCGACUGGGCGAAAACGUUUUCUACAUUUCGGUCUCUUCCUUAUACUGACAAAGUUGCCAUGGUGACAAACCACGCGUCUUCCUUCAUGAUCAUGUGUGAAGCAUUUCGCACUCCGGAGCAUGUGAAAGCGGAUGUUGUCCGCAAAAGACCAGAUCUCCCUGCCAUAGUGUCCACUAACUCUGGUUCCGGAUGUAGUCGAGUUUCAUCUGCCGCGUGUAGUAGUGCAAGCAACGGAGAAGAAAUACAUGAUGAUUUGACUAAUUUGUUACAUGCGGCAUGCAUUCAGCAAUCAAUAAAUAAGGGAAUCAGAUUUGGAGAAGCACCUGCAGAAGAGAAAGUCGCGAUGCCUAUUCCUAUUAGAGAAAUAAAACAAGAACUAUUGGACAUUCCAAUAAGCGAUGGAAUGAUUCAAUUGCCAACAGAGUAUGGAAAUCUUCCCGCUGACUACGGUACAUGGAUUCCUCAAGAUUAUGGACAUCCGACAGCUGGUCACGAAGGAAAAUCUGACAUGCACAAUUUCUUUGAAGCGAGAGAAUUUUGCGCGGGACGACCAUCUUCUUGUAAUUUGAACGAACGAGCUGUGAAAACUGUCACUUUGGUUGAACCAAGACUGUUUCCAACACUCACUACGAGCAGUGCAAGUCUCUCUGGUAUUACACCAGUACUUACAAUGAUGAUAGAUCUUGUAAUGAAACCAUUCCGUCAACUCAAUUUCUCCACAACUGAAUUUGCUCUACUCCAAGCCAUCAUGUUCUUUGAUCCGGAUACUGAAGGACUCGAUUCUGCAUCUCAAAGAAAUGUGAUCGCCGAGCAGAAGAAACUUCUAGCUGUACUUUUCCGUCAUCUUCAAAAAUCGUAUAAUUCUCAUGCUGCAAACGAGAGAUAUGCCUCAAUUAUUCUGAGAAUGCCAUCGAUUCGGAGAGCUGCCGCGAAAAAGAACGAAUCGUUGCAAGUGCUUGAUAUGCUUCAAAUGCACGAAAUGAAUUCUCUUGUGAAAGAAACAUCUCUGGGAGUACGACCUUCUACAGUUCAACAACGAAUGGGAAUUGGUGGCGGUGCUGGUGGAUGUAUGACUUUCUCAAGCGAAGCUACAGCGGAAGCCCAAUAA